Molecule: messenger RNA, 1317 nt
Organism: Fusarium musae
Lineage: Eukaryota; Fungi; Ascomycota; Sordariomycetes; Hypocreales; Nectriaceae
Exons: 2
Coding region: 1-1317 (438 amino acids)
Molecular function (GO): chloride channel activity
Source: RefSeq, a predicted model, not a curated record
AUGUCGGACGCAGGUCGAAAUACUCCAGUGGAGAUGAAGCCACUCCCAGAGGUCCAUGCUAGACAGGAUGUCUCUGGCGUUAACACUCCUCCAAACCAGGUGUACCUGCCCUCGCCUUCGCCUCCAGUGCAAGAUGGCAUGAAUGAUAGCAACUACUUCAGUGGUCCCAGGGAUCUCCGAGGCCAUUCCAAAUGGCCACUCAUCCUUCAACUCCACGGCUCAAUCAUGCCAUCGCUCAUCAUCCCUCUUUUCCUCGUCGCAUGCUGGUCCACUGCUAUCACGGUCAUAUCCAAGAAAGUUCAUGAUCUCAGCGUCAACUCUGUUCUUCUCACUAUUCUCGGUUUCGUCGUCGGUCUCAGUCUUUCCUUUCGAUCAUCCACUGCUUACGAGCGCUACGCAGAGGGUCGUCCGGACACUGGUGCUGAUGGUCAAGAUACUAGAGAGCUGCUUAUCAAGAAGCUUGGAGCGCUGAAGCUCAUCGCUGGGUUUGCCGUUGCACUGAAGCACACGCUUCGCUUUGAGCAUUGUGCGAGUCAACCUGAUAUGCAACCCUACAUCGCCCACCUCGACACAUUCUCAGGCCGUACAACAGCCGUGCCGAAGCGAAGAGUCACAAACUUCAAACAGGUGGCUGGUGAAUAUCUAGGUCUCUCAUUCGCGCAGAGUGAUCCCCGCAAGCACCUCAAGAGAGCCGAAGAGCACCAAGGAAAUCUUCCGCUUGAGAUACUGAACCAUCUUGCCAUCUCUGUCGACUGUCUCGUGGCAAACAAGCAGCUACCCGUUGCCAUCCACCAAACUGUUGCGUAUAAUCACAUCACCAUGCUCAACGACGUAGCAGUCGGGUGUGAUCGAGUGCUCAAUACCCCCUUGCCGAUCGCAUACACUAUCGCCAUUAGUCAGAUCACGUUUGUGUAUGUUAUGCUGCUGCCGUUUCCGUUGACCGGCCCUCUUGGCUGGAUAGCUAUCCCGGCUACCAUCACUGCAGCAUAUAUCAUCUUUGGUCUAUUGUUCAUUGGACAAGAGAUCGAGAAUCCAUUUGGUCGUGAUGUCAACGACUUGCCGCUAGAGACCUUCUGCGAUCAGAUUGCAACUGAUCUUGACAUCACUGCUUCAUUCGAUCGCCGGGGUGCUGACCAUUUCUUGCUUAACGGAACACCCCUAUAUCCUGUCAGUGCUGCGUCAGGAAAUGCUUGGAUGGAUAGUAGCGAGGAAAAAAUGAGGGAAACUAUCAAGACUAAGCCGCAUGUUCUGUUCAGCUGGCGACGUCAGAGGUCUCGUGAGAAUUCAUCCAAGGAGAUGGAUGGGAAGAUUGUGUAG